Copidosoma floridanum is the source of this 1608-nucleotide messenger RNA. Its product is annotated as BCL-6 corepressor-like protein 1. Lineage: Eukaryota; Metazoa; Arthropoda; Insecta; Hymenoptera; Encyrtidae. The record is from RefSeq and is a predicted model, not a curated record.
CGCACCCGUAUCGUCGCGUCUACCAAAAUGAGAAAUCUGAUGCAAGUGGCCCUGAUCGGCCUCGUCGUGUCCGCGACCUGGGCCGAGGUGGUGGUGGACAAGAGCUCGAACCUGGGAGCCAAGAAGCAAGAGAAGCGGGGGCUCGCCGGCCUGGGGUACGGCUACGCCUACGACGGUGGGUACGACAUCGGUGCCCCCGGCCCGGCGUACGAGGUUGACCACGGCUACGAGCAGCACGCCGAGGGACCCGUGGCCGCCACCCACAGCGAGAAGGUGGUCACGGUUUUCAAGAACCAGUACGUCCCGUAUCCGGUUGAGAAACACGUUCCUUACCCGGUGGAGAAACGCGUGCCCUACCCGGUCAAGGUGCCAGUACAUGUGCCAGUACCAGUAACCAAGGAGGUCCCGGUUCCGUACAAAGUUUACGUUAAAGUUCCCGUCCAUGUACCUCAACCCUACCCAGUCGAGAAAAAGGUCCCUUAUCCAGUGCACGUACCUGUACCCGUCGACAGGCCCGUGAAGGUGUUCGUCCCUCAGCCCUAUCCAGUUGAAACCAUCAAACACGUGGCAGUCAAGGUACCUGAACCACAUCCGUAUCCCGUCGAGAAGCCGGUCCCCGUCCCUGUAAAAGUACCAGUGCCGUAUGCAGUUCCGUACCCUCAAAUACGUGAAGUACACGUUCCGGUCAAAGUCUACGUUGACCGACCAUACCCCGUUGCGGUGCCAAAACCAGUACCUUACCCCGUGGAAAAGCACGUGCCCGUUCCCGUGGUCCAUCACCAGGAGAGCUACGCUCACGCCUCCGCCCCCGCCCAUGACAACGGCUACAGACACAUAAAUGUUGUUGUAAAGGUGUUCGUCCCUCAGCCCUAUCCAGUUGAAACCAUCAAACACGUGGCAGUCAAGGUACCUGAACCACAUCCGUAUCCCGUCGAGAAGCCGGUCCCCGUCCCUGUAAAAGUACCAGUGCCGUAUGCAGUUCCGUACCCUCAAAUACGUGAAGUACACGUUCCGGUCAAAGUCUACGUUGACCGACCAUACCCCGUUGCGGUGCCAAAACCAGUACCUUACCCCGUGGAAAAGCACGUGCCCGUUCCCGUGGUCCAUCACCAGGAGAGCUACGCUCACGCCUCCGCCCCCGCCCAUGACAACGGCUACAGUUAUGGCUACCACUAGAGCAAUAACGGUAUACUUCUGCUGCAACAACAGUACAGCAGCUCAACCCGGGCGCGUUAACUCGCGUCCGUCAGUACUUACUCGGCUCUGCAGAGCAGCAGCAUCGUUACACAUCUAUAUAUAUAUAUAUAUAGAUAUACACAAUUGAUCCCUUUCCCAUCAUUCCCCCGCAAUACGAAUGAGGCGUCGCCUCGUCUGCAUCUUUUUUCAUCUCGUCUUACUAAUUGUACCGUAUUCCCACUAAUGAUAUGAUUGUUACUAUUGUACGUAUCAUGACCUUGUAACUUAUAGAUCACGAAAUUUUUCAAAAAAUGCAAAAAAAACUGUGACCGGCACCCAUGGGAGGAUUCGAGGCCCCGUCAUAUCAAAUGUCCGUACAGGCCUGGGCCUGUCCUCGAGUCAAGAAAACAAGGACGUGGGCCUCGAUUUAGA